Molecule: messenger RNA, 3414 nt
Organism: Sarcophilus harrisii (Tasmanian devil)
Lineage: Eukaryota; Metazoa; Chordata; Mammalia; Dasyuromorphia; Dasyuridae
Gene: SKIDA1
Product: SKI/DACH domain containing 1
Source: RefSeq, a predicted model, not a curated record
CAGGAUGCCUUGAGACAUACGCAGCAUCUGGUGGAGGAUUAACAUACAUACAUCUCUAUGUAUGCGUCACAUAUAUAUUUACUGCAAAUGGUGGGAAUCAUUUAAGACCCGAAAUGGGCGACCUGAAGUCGGGCUUUGAAGAGGUGGAUGGCGUGAGGCUCGGGUACCUCAUCAUUAAAGGAAAGCAAAUGUUUGCACUCUCCCAGGUUUUCACAGACUUGCUGAAAAACAUCCCGAGAACCACCGUACACAAGCGAAUGGAUCAUCUGAAAGUGAAAAAACAUCACUGCGAUCUGGAAGAGUUGAGGAAACUCAAGGCUAUCAACAGCGUCGCCUUCCACGCCGCCAAAUGCACUCUGAUCUCCCGGGAAGACGUGGAAGCGCUCUACACUUCUUGCAAAACCGAACGAGUCCUCAAAACCAAGCGGAGGAAAGUCAGCAGGGCUUUGUCAACAAAGGAGCUCCAACCGGAACACGCCGCCGCCGACCCUUACCCCGGCUUUUGGAAGGACAACCACCAACUUUGGCUGGGAUUGAAUGAAUCGGCGCAGGCUCUGCCAAUCAGCAGGCAGGCUCUGCGUCCCGGGGACGCCGCCUCGCUACCGGCCGUCGAUCUACCUCAGAUUUUUAGCAAAUCCCCCGGUCAGCGCUACCCGGAAAUCGCGCGAUCGCCUUGCAAACCCCCCCUAAACUAUGAAACUGCUCCGGUCCCCGGGAACUACAUCGCCUUCCACUCGGAUCCCCCGUACUUUCGGAGCCUGCUCUGCAGCAAGCACCCGGCGGCGGCGGCGGCGGCGGCUGCAGGCGCCGCCGCCGCCGCCUACUACCAGUCGGCAGCCCUUCCGCAGCCCAAGCUGGCGGCCGGGGCGGCGGGCAGCCCGGUCAGCUUGACUUACAGAUACAAGCGGAAGCGAGCCUGCGAGGGGGGUGGCAAGGACUGCCUGCUGAGCCCCCAAGCCAGCGCCCGGCGCCUCCUCAUCCUGCCCAGGUCCUACAAAGCCAAGGCGGCGGCGGCGGCGGCGGCCGCGGCGGCUGCGGCGGCCGCGGCGGCGGGGGCCUCUUGUCUGGAGCGGUUUCACCUGGUCAACGGCUUCUGCCCCCCUCACCACCACCACCACCACCACCACCACCACCACCACCCACCCGCCCGGCAGCAGCCCCAGCAGCCGCCGCCCCCGCAGCCGCCGCCGCCGCCGUCUGCCCACCAUCCUCCGCACCUCCCCCACCACCAGCCGCCGCCGCCGCCUCAGCCUCAGCCGCCGCCGCCGCCGCCGCCGCCGCAGCAGCAGCAGCAGCCCCAGCCGCCGCCGCCGCCGCCACAUCUGGGCAGCUUCCCCGAGAGUUACAGCAGCGACUCCGAAUCCAGCUCGUACUCGGACCAUGCCGCCAACGACUCGGAUUUUGGCUCCAGCCUGUCUAGUACCAGUAACUCCGCGUCCUCCGAAGAGGAGGAAGAAGAGGAGGGUGAGGAGGAGGAGGAGGAGGAGGAAGAAGAGGAGGAGGAAGAGGAGGAGGAGGAGGAGGACGGGAGUGGCUUGUCGGACUCGAGCGAGGUCAGCUCUGAGGAGGAGGACUCGUCUUCGGACUCGGAUUCCAGCUCGGGCUCCAGCCAGGUCUCGGUGCAGAGCAUCCGUUUCAGACGUACCAGCUUUUGCAAACCCCCCAGCAUGCAGGCGCAGGCCAACUUCUUGUACCACCUGGCCACCGCCGCCACUGCAACCAGACCCGCUGCUUUCGAGGAGGCCGGCAAGCUGCCCGACCUCAAAAGUAAUGUCAAAGCCGAAUCGCCAGAGGAUUGGAGUCAUCAGAGCUGGGCAUCCAAAACGCCUCCCGCGUGCUGCCCCGGCAGCCUAGGAACUUGUUUCACCGAGAUAAGGAACGAUAGGGUAUCCGAGAUCACAUUCCCACACUCUGAAAUUUCCAAUAACUUCAAGAGAACUGACUUGACCAUUAACUGCGGGGCAGAGGGGGCCUCUUCACCUAGCCCAAAGACAAACAAUGCAUUUCCACCACAAAGAAUACUCCGAGAGGCGAGGAAAUGCCUGCAAGCCACUACUACUCACUGUGCAGAUCACCAUACCGUUCCGUCUAGGUUGUUAAAUACCGAUUCUGCCGCUGCGGCAGAAGCAAAUUUAGGAAAAGGUUCCAAAAUCCCUCACUGUAUAGAAUUUACCUCGGAUUUGCCCCCUUCACAAACUGAUUCUGAGGUGGAUGCUGCUGUCGCUUCUGCACACUCAGAAGCAGCAGCAGCAGCAGCAGCAGCAGCAGCAACAGCAGCAGCUAAAACAGAAACUCCGUGCCCUGACUCAGGCAAUAAAACAUUGCCAUUCCUGCACAAUAUUAAAAUCAAAAUAGAGGACAGUAGUGCUAAUGAAGAAUAUGAACCUGACCUUGUUAAGCAUAAGCUAAAGUGUGAGUGCAAUGAUACAAAGGGUGAGUUUUACAGUGUGACUGAAAGUAAGGAGGACGCUUUGUUAACAGCCAAGGAAGAUUUUGCAUGCACUGAAAAAGAAACCACUUCCUUAAAUCCACUGACUCAGAGUCAGGGCCUUUCAUGCACUUUAGGUUCUCCAAAACCUGAGGAUGGGGAGUAUAAAUUUGGUGCGAGGGUGAGAAAAAAUUACAGGACACUGGUGCUGGGAAAGCGACCUGUACUGCAGACUCCUCCAGUCAAACCAAAUUUGAAAUCAGCUAGAAGCCCUCGUCCUACAGGUAAAACUGAGACACAUGAAGGAACACUGGAUGAUUUUACAGUUACCAAUAGACGAAAAAGGGUAGCCAGCAAUGUAGCAUCAGCAGUGAAAAGGCCAUUUAAUUUCAUGGCAAAUUUUCCCUGUCCACCAUCACUAAUUAUUGGGAAUGAUGGGGAUUUGUUGCCGGCUUAUUCCUUAAACACCACUAAGGAUUCCCAACCUCCUCACAAGGCCCAUCCUAUAUGGAAAUGGCAGCUGGGCGGUUCUGCAAUACCUCUUCCACCUAGUCACAAAUUCAGGAAAUUUAAUUCAUAAAAAAAUAUUUUGGGAGAUAUUUUCUUGAACCAUAUUACCUUUCUUAUGUUGUAAACUGCACGGGAUGGUUUGUACAAGUCCAUUAUGCUUUACACCCCUUUUGGAGUCCUGGUUUUUCACUUUGUGAAGACAGAAAUCGGAUUACUUUUUUUUUUCAUUGUGGGUUUUUUUUUUUUUUAGUGGGGGGGGGGGGGGGGGGAGGAGGGUUGGUUUACAUUCCACAGACUACUUCAGGCUAAAGACUCAAGUAAAACUCAGUUAUUAUGGUAGAGCUGGAACACUUUACUGUUUCAAUGCUAAUAAUGCACCGGGUACCUCAAUUCAACUGCUACAAAUAAAUGUCAAAAGGUUGAAUAAUAAAUAUUACAAUGAGCCAUUAAGUUUAUGCACUAGAUUUCGGACAUGG